GGCUCCCCCGCCCCCGCCCGGCCCGGAGGCGGGGCGGGCUCCGGGCGGUGCCUCCCGCGGCGGGGCGGGGGCUGCUCUUUCCGUCGGUGGCCGCCGCCGCAGCAUGAGCGGUCCGGGGCUGCUGGGGCCCGGCGGCGGUGCGGGGCUUCCGCCGCUGCCCAAGAGCCUGAGCGGGCUGCUCAACUCCUCGUCCUCGGGCGGCGGCGGCGGACAGGGCGGGCGCUGGCGGGACCUGGAGCGGCUCUACGCGCAGAAGUCCCGCAUCCAGGACGAGCUGAGCGGCGGCGGCCGGGGCUCGCCGCGCCCGCCCAAGCCUCCCAACCUGGACGCGGCGCUGGCCCUGCUCCGCAAGGAGAUGGUUGGCCUUCGGCAGCUGGAUAUGUCAUUGCUGUGUCAGCUGUACUCCCUGUAUGAAUCAAUUCAAGAAUACAAAGGUGCCUGCCAAGCUGACUCUAAUGCAGACUGCUCAUAUGCCCUGGAAAAUGGAUUUUUUGAUGAAGAGGAGGAAUACUUCUAGAAGCAGAAAGAUUGACCUCCAGGCUGACUGAACUGAGGUUCUUUUGUCCUUCUUUCCCUGUAACACACCUCAUCAAGAACAACUGGAAUCUGGAUCCCUCUUCCUGAGGAGGAAUACUCAGCUAUCCCGAGUUGUGUUAAAUUCACUUAUUUUAACAGGCUGUCAGUACAAGUUACUCAUGCAAAUACCACUUGAGGAAAGUGCUGUACUCUUAA
This is a messenger RNA of Pseudopipra pipra, 732 nucleotides long. RefSeq names its product family with sequence similarity 89 member A (gene FAM89A). The record is from RefSeq and is a predicted model, not a curated record. NCBI's taxonomy places the organism in Eukaryota, Metazoa, Chordata, Aves, Passeriformes, Pipridae. The coding region runs from base 104 to 517 and encodes 137 amino acids. The transcript is spliced from 2 exons.